Molecule: messenger RNA, 855 nt
Organism: Porites evermanni
Lineage: Eukaryota; Metazoa; Cnidaria; Anthozoa; Scleractinia; Poritidae
Source: the annotation of a GenBank genome assembly
AUGAUAUUAAAUCCUUUCACGGUUAACACAGCAAUUCACCUGAACAUCGAAAUCAUUUCUUCGGAGUUAUUGGUGAUUUGUUCAUCUUUAUGGAUUGGAGUGAAGCUCACUAUAUUUUUUAAGAGACGUUUCCGGUGGAGAGAACACUGUUUUCCCCGUUUAAGUUUGGAUAGCGCGAAUCUUAUCCUCAUAAUCGCUGCGCAUUUUUUGCUGCCGGAAGUUUGGUUAUUGCAGAUGAUAACAGCAGUGAUAGCUAUGGUCUCGGCUAUCACGGACAUGUAUUUGAUGAUAACUAAUCUAGGGGAAUUGGUCAAGUCCUUGGUGCUUGGUGCCUGCAUAAUUGUAUCGUGGGAGAGUGAACGCGGUUCAUAUAUUUUGCCCUUAUCUUCCGUGUUUUUUGCGCUAACUCAGUUUCUGCGAUGGCCAAGGCGCCUAAAAGAUUUCCUCAGUGAAGUGCGAAUCGUCUGUGGCCCUGCCUUUCCCCUUUCCGUCUUCGCAACAUGGUUGAAACGGAGUGAACCCUCUGGCUUGUCAUUCGGGGUUCUUCUCGUUGCUGUACCCUGUUCCUCGGUAGCCGCCAUCUUUUUUCGCCCCGACAACUCUGAAGUUUUGGACUUGUUUCAUCUGCCAGUCCCCAGCCAGAGAAACAGGAAAGUUUGUCAUGCAAUAUUGAUGAUUUUCAGUCUUCUCUGUAUGACAGUACAUAUUUCAUUGUAUCAAACUUUUCCUUGCCUGAACUUUCAACGUGUUUGUAUAGUGGUGGUCACGCUGUGCGUGUGUUUCUUUCUUUUCGCCACUGACACCGCGCGUAUCAUUGCAUCGGCCGUGUUUUCGGGCAACCGUGACCGUGACUGA